AUGAAAUAACUCAAAUAAGAGUUGGAAUAAUUAAAUUAAAAAAUAGAAAAAUUAAAAUUAGAAAAUUAAAAAUUAAAGGAUUAAAUAGAAUAAUAAUCAAACUAAUUAUAUUUUUUUUAAUAAUAACAGUAACAAUAUUACCCUAAAAAAACAAAUUUAUCUACACCAUUUUUAUCAUCUCGAAAUUCAUCAUAUUAAAAAGUUUCAUUUAAAUUUUAAGGAAAGCUAGGUAUUCGAAUUGAAAAUGAUGGAAAGAGAGCACAAGACAAAGGAAGUUUUUUGACUUCAGGUUUUGUUAUCUGUGAGCCUAGCAUUCCAUUUAAUCAAAAUGUAAAACUUGCCUUUCUAAUUAUAUAAAACUAUUAUAAUAUUUAAUUAGGUAUCUGUUCAAAGGAUAAAUAUGGAGAAAUGAAUAGCAAAUAUAUGACUGAUGAUUUAGCAUCCUUACAAUUUUAUGAUAAUGAUACUAUUGUAAUUGACAUAAGAAUGAAGGAGAAAAAAUUAGUAUUUAAAAAGUUAAGAUCAUCAUAACAUAGAGUAAAUAAAUAACAUAAUAAUUUAGGAAAUCAAAAUUGACACUUCACAAGUUUUAUAUCCUUGUGUUUAUUUAGGUAGUUCUUCUAUUAUUGAAAUAGUUGAUUAUAAUUGA
This is a messenger RNA of Paramecium sonneborni, 649 nucleotides long. Lineage: Eukaryota; Ciliophora; Oligohymenophorea; Peniculida; Parameciidae. The record is from the annotation of a GenBank genome assembly.